Molecule: messenger RNA, 2730 nt
Organism: Cyclocybe aegerita
Lineage: Eukaryota; Fungi; Basidiomycota; Agaricomycetes; Agaricales; Hemipholiotaceae
Source: the annotation of a GenBank genome assembly
AUGCCUAGUGCUGACAACCUCGCCACCAUUUUCUAUGGGCCUGUAAUAAACCCUACCAGUCUUACUAGCUACUCUGCCUUGCCACGCUGCCUCCUCGCGGUAGAUGCGCUGGGCAACAUAGACUGGAUUGUGGAAGAAGUGGCACCCUACGAGCUCCAGAAUACCCUUGCGGCGAAAGGAAGCCCUGAUGCCAACGUGGUUGAUCUGAAGGACGGGGAGUUUCUCAUUCCUGGUUUCAUUGACACGCAUACGCAUGCCCCUCAGGUUCCUAACAUGGGCACGGGAGGACAAUACCAAUUACUCGACUGGCUGCAGACCCUCACAUUUCCCAUGGAAGCCAAGUUUGAGGAUGUCGAAUUUGCGAGACGGACGUACGAGUCGGUGGUUAAACGUACAAUAAACGCAGGGACGACUACAUGCUGCUAUUAUGGCACACUGCACCUCGAGGCAACCAAGAUCCUCGCGGAUAUUGUCCACUCGUUAGGCCAACGCGCUUUUGUCGGUAAAUGUAAUAUGAACCGUGAAUCGCCGUCCUAUUAUGUCGAACCUUCAGUAGACGCGUCAGUUAAUGCGACUCGCGACUUAAUUACGCACAUUCGAGCACUCUCUCAACCUACAGUGGCUGCCGACCAAGAGCCUCGUGUGCAGCCAAUCGUGACCCCCCGAUUCGCUAUCUCUUGUACGGACGACCUUCUGACGGAGUUGGGUAGCCUGAUUGCUGAAGACCCUAACCUUCGCAUCCAAACCCACAUAUCCGAGAAUCCUUCAGAAAUUGACUUCACUCUGUCGCUUUUCCCUUCUGCCUCAACUUAUGCUGGGGUUUAUGACAGCUUUGGCUUGCUUAGAAGCAACACAAUCCUUGCUCAUGCUGUUCAUCUCUCUGAAGACGAAGUAGACCUGAUCAAAGCCAGAGGUUCAGGCAUUAGUCACUGUCCAACAAGCAACUUCAACCUGAGUAGUGGCGUUGCACCCAUCGGGCGCUAUCUCGAUAAGGGCCUCAAGGUCGGGCUUGGCACGGACGUCGCUGGAGGGUUUAAUAUUUCAAUCCUCAACGCUGUACAGAACGCUAGCAUCGCUGCCAAGGUUUGCUCCUUCCAGGCACAAGACUCCUCGACGUCGCAGCCAGCCUCCCAAGACUUCGCCAAUAAAGCCCUUCCGAUACCUACCCUUCUCUAUCUGGCUACUGCAGGUGGUGCUGCCGUCUGUGGGUUGGAGAAGCAAGUUGGCUCAUUUGCGCCAGGAAAGAGCUUCGACGCACUGCUUGUCAGUGUGCGCGAAGAGGUAGGAAACGGAGGUCUUUGGGGUCUGACUGGUGCCCUCUCCUCUCAUUUUUCGGAAGCAUAUUCCAAUGCAGCCUACCCUCACAACGUUGCUGGCAGCAGCUCCUUGGCGGACUUUGCAGGUAUGAAGGCUGUAACACAUCAAGAAGUGCCUCUGCCUCUGCCUGGCCCUUCGGAGCCACACCUUCCUGCAGCAAGCACCACGACAGCUUCUACCUCCCACUCUAACCACCUUAAAGUGAAUGUAGACGUGGGGCGGAUAUUGAAAACUUUUCACCUGCAACCCGCCAUCGACCAAUUAGUUCACAUCUUCGGUGAUCGUCAGCUCGCUCUCGCGGCCGCAAUGCUUUAUUUGAAGUUCGGUCUCACAGUGCGACGUGUCCGAAUACCAACCAUGGUUUACAGCGACCACGCAAAAUUAAUUCCAGGGAGCAUUCAGGUCCCGGCUGCCUCCUUGCACAUGUUGUCUAUACUCUGUGCUCAGGACCCAAUCCCUGGAUUUGCCGCGAUAGCAGCAAACCAUGGCAAGGGCGUUUCCAAUAAUGUCUUCCUGAGCCCGGAAGGCGUCAUGUAUGCACGACGCUUAAUUUUAAAGCUGAACAAGAAUGAGCUACGGCACAGGGACCCUGCCGCCGUUGAACGCGGUACUGCUGCACUCCAGCGGUAUAUGGACGACCGCCAGCUUCUGGUUGACGUUGGUUCAGCGGCCAACCAGCGGCCUCUUAGCACUGCUGGGACACUCCCAGUGCCGUGGAAGUUGGCCAGCCUUCGGCGAAGCCAUCCUGAGGCGGAACGCCAUUCUCUGCCCGCUGAACAUUCAGUGGCUCGGCCUGUUGUUUAUGGGACUUCUAUCCAACAGAGUCAAGGAGAUCGCAGGAAGGUCAAUGAGGGGCAGGUUUGGGAGGAUUGUGGUGCCAGGGAUCCAGGCACUGUGCAACAGCACUCGACUUCCACGUCUGCUAAUCCCUUCUCAGGUGCCACUCCUUCGUACAUCACCUCUCAGACAGUGACACAUGCAACUCGGAGCGGCGAAGUGGACUGGAGCUCCGGCGCUGCCAUGAACGUGUCCUAUGGCAGGUACAUCCCUGAGGGCCCUCAACCAAGUUACACAUCAUCUCCCCUUGCUGGUGCACUUGUUGAUAGCAACGCUCGAGGCAGCGAAUUUGCUGGUGCUGCUGCCAGCAGUCAGGGGUCAUCCGACACAGCCAGCUGGUGCACGCCCUCCGCUACCAUGUACGACAAUAUCGGUCAUACUCCAUACGGCAAUGCCGCCUCUGCAGAUGCAAUGGAAUUGGGCAACACUAGCAAACGCGAAAGUUUCUUGUCCAUGCUUUACGCUGAUGAUAUCCCCGAGGCACAAAGCGGACACUCUGCAGUUACUCAAGCCAUUCUCGGGUUACGAAAACAUCCAGUUCCUUUGAAUCCUCUCUGGAGUCUGGACACCGUGUAG